Oncorhynchus nerka (sockeye salmon) is the source of this 4213-nucleotide messenger RNA. RefSeq names its product endoplasmic reticulum junction formation protein lunapark-A-like. The record is from RefSeq and is a predicted model, not a curated record. Gene Ontology annotation, cellular component: endoplasmic reticulum tubular network. Gene Ontology annotation, biological process: endoplasmic reticulum tubular network organization. The coding region runs from base 2163 to 3305 and encodes 380 amino acids. The transcript has 11 exons. Lineage: Eukaryota; Metazoa; Chordata; Actinopteri; Salmoniformes; Salmonidae.
GGUGCGUUUUAUUCCUGGGGCCACCCAUACCUAAACUGUAUGCACCAGUGUUUCCCCUAGAAAAACAUUUAUGCAGCAUUAGCAAAGUUAGGGUGUGGACAAUGGCAUGGUUUUUAAAUAUAACAAAAUAUAAAUGAAUCUGUUUCAUGAGCUGAAAUAAAAGAUGCCCAAAAAUGUGCAAAUGCACAAAUAGCUUAUUUCUAAAUUUGAGAAUUUGGCAGUAAGUCCAACCGGCCUCACAACCGCAGACCAUGUGUAUGGAGUUUGUGUGGUUGAGCGAUUUGCUGAUGUAAUUGUUGUGAACAGUGCCCCAUGGUGGGGGUAUGGGCAAGCAUAAGCUAUGGACAACGAACACAACUGCAUUUUAAGGAGGACGAUUUGAAUGCACCGAGAUACCGUGACGAGAUCCUGAGGCCCAUUGUCGUGCCAUUCAUUUGCCGCCAUCACAUUGUGUUUCAGCCUGAUAAUGCACUGCCCCAUGUUGCAAGUCUCUGUACACAAUUCCUGGAUGAUGAAAAUGACCCAGUUCUUCCAUGGCCUGCAUACUCACCAGACAUGGCACCCAUUGAGCAUGUUUGGGAUGCUGUGGAUCAAUGCGUUUGACAGCGUGUUCCAGUUCCCGCCAAUAUCCAGCAACUUCGCAAAGCUAUUGAAGAACAACAUUCCACAGGCCACAAUCAACGGCCUGCUCAACUCUAUGUGAAGGAGAUGUCGCUCUGCAUAAGGCAAAUGGUGGUCACACCAGAUACUGACUGGUUUUCUGCAAUCUGUGAUCAACAGAUGGGUUUCUGUACUCCCAGUCAUGUGAAAUCCAUAGAAUAGUGCCUCAUUUAUUUCAAUUGACUUAUUUCCUUAUGAACUAUGACUUUGAAAUAGUUCCAUGUUGUAUUUAAUUGUUUAUACACACACGGUGCAUUCGCAAAGUUUUCAGACCUUUCCGGGAAGUACAAAACUAAAACGUAUUAAAUACUUUUUUUUUUUCAUCGAUACACUACCCCAUAAUGACAAAGCGAAAACAGGUUUUUAGAAAUGUUUGCAAAAAACAGAUACCUUAUAUACAUAAGUAUUCAGACCCUUUUACUAUGAUACUCGAAUUUGAAUUAAGGUGCAUCCUGUUUCCAUUGAUGCUACAACUAUAUUGGAGUCCACCUGUGGUAGAUUGAUUGGACAUGAUUCGGAAAUGGCACACCUGUCUAAGGUCCCACAGUUGACAGUGCAUGUCAGAGCAAAAACCAAGCCAUGAGGUUGAUUGAAUUGUCCGUAGAGCUCUGAAACAGGAUUGUAUCUAGGGAAAGGUAACAAAAAAAUGUCUGCAGUGUUGAGAGUCCCCAAGAACAGUGCCCUCCAUCAUUCUUAAACGGAAGAAAUUUGGAACCACCAAGUCUCUUCCUAGAGCUGGCCACCUGGCCAAACAGAGCAAUCAGGGAGGUGACCAAGAAUAUUAUGGUCACUCUGACAGAGCUCCAGAGUUCCUCUGUGGAGAUGGUUGUCCUUCUGGAAGGUUCUCCCAUCUCUGCAGUACACCACCAAUCAGGCUUUUAUGGUAGUGCCCAGACGGCCACUCAGUAAAAGGCACAUGCCUGUAUGGAGUUUGCAAAAAUGCACCUAAAGGACUGUCAGACUGAUGAAACCUAGAUGUAAUACUUGGCAUUCAGGCCAAAUAGUUAUGUCUGGAGGAAACCUGGCACCAUCCCUACGGUGAAGCAUGGUAGUGGCUGUAUCAUGCUGUGGGAAUGUUUUUCUAAGAUGAACGGAGCAAAGUACAGAGAUCUUUGAUGAAAACCUGCUCCAGAGCGCUCAGGACCUCAGACUGGGGCGAAGGUUCACCUUCCAACAGGAAAACAACCCUAUGCACACAGCCAAGACAAUGCAGGAGUGGCAUCAGGACAAGUCUCUGAAUGCCCUUGAGUGGCCCAGCCAGAGCCCAGAACCUGAUCAAACAUCUCUGGAGCGACGCUCCCCAUCCAACCUGACAGAACUUGAGGGUCUGCAGAGAAGAAUGGUAGAAACUCCGUCAAAUACAGACUAAGCCAUCCACUGUAGAGGUUUUGGAAGGAAUUGAUAAGGAUAUACAGACUGGUGAGGAAUGUAGAGAACUGUAUCAAAGACAGUUGAAGCAAUGGAUAUGGAGACUACUGCUGUACUCAUCUCUUCUCUACCUGAUGGCCAGCAUAAUUGUGUAUCUCUGGUACCUCCCUGAACAGAUGAUUGGGAAGGUCAUAUUGGCCCUUCCGUAUGUGAUAUUUCCACUAUUUGUAUGCCUCCUUCGAAAGGGGCUGAUUGCUCUUUUUAACAGAAGAACGGAAAAAAACAGUAUGUGCUUUAGUCUGCCUCAUCAUGACAUGCUGCUUUCAUUUGGUAUAAUCAGUAAAAUGUUUUUUGUUUUGUUUGUUUUAGAUGAAAAAUUGGACGAUCUCAAAUCACAAAAACGAAAAAUUCUGUUAGAGGUGAUGGAAACUGAAACCUAUAAAACUGCAAAAAUGAUUCUGGAGAGAUUUGAUCCUGACUCAAAAGCAAAGGUGCCAGAAUCCCUUCCAAAUGAAAUGCAUAUGACUCCAAAACCUCACCAGGAAGUCCGUCAGCGUCAUGUCACUCCUCGUCCCCCGGUGGCGUUGACUCCUGCCGCAGCCCGUCCUCCUCGUCCCCCGGUGGCGGUGACUCCUGCCGCAGCAAGUCUUCUUCUGGCCCCAGGGGCCACCCAUGCAGGGCCACCCCUCCACUCCGCUCCUGGAGGACCCCCAGAGAGGAUCCUGUCUGAGGCUGCUCAGCAGAGCUUGAUGAAGAGGCCCAUGACCCCUGGCACUCUUGUUCCAGGAGUGGGCCCUCCCCUGGCCAGACCUGUCCUCCCCAGGGAUCGCAGCGCCAUGGACAGGGUUAUUGAGUACCUUGUCGGUGAUGGCCCUCAGAAUAGAUAUGCCCUCAUAUGUCAGCAGUGUCUCACCCAUAACGGCAUGGCAUUAAAAGAGGAAUUUGAAUAUAUUGCCUUUAGAUGUGCAUAUUGUUGUUUCCUGAACCCUGCGAGAAAGGCCAGACCCCAAGCCCCCCGACUCCCUGAGAUCAGUGCCGAGACGAAGAUCCUCACCGACGCACCCGUCGCAACACCACCUGAAGCCGAUGAGAGCCCCGUUGCUGCAGUUGAGGAGAAAUGGCCUUCUCCCCCAGCUGUAGAGGAGAUCCAGGAGUUGACAGUUACUCCAACAGAGAGUGCCCCUGAAACAAAAGGGUCAGAAACCCCAGGCUGUCUGCAUACCACCCCAGAGAAGUCCGAUGGAGAACUGGAUAUGUCCGAUAUGGAGGUUCAAUAGAAUGUUUCAACAUAAUUUUAGGCUGGAGCUAUAUUCUUUUUUUAGUUAUUUUUCUUUGUUUUUUUUAAAAAGUAAACUUAAUAACAUCAAUGCUGUGAGUAAGAAUCGUAGAAUGACAGGCUAAGGGUUUGGUAUGAACUUAAAUAAAUACACAUUUUUCCUGUCUGUUAUAGUGAUAGCAUAUAAACUGAAUCCUGAUGAUAUGGGAUAAUGGACAGGCAAUACUCUUGGGAUUUGACGCGAUGUCAAUACUUUCAUACACUAUUCCAGCACUUCCAUCCAUGAAGCAAAGAGUAGGUCUGCUAGCUAAGCGUUUGGCGUUGAUGCACAGCUGUAGUUCUUUUCUUUUUUAGUGUUUUAAAUAUUAAGCGGAUAAGCAAUUUGUCUGUUUUGUGUGACAAUGUCUGUCCAUGUUGUCUACAGACAGGUAAACAUGCUAAUGCAUGCUACUAUUACUUAAUAAUAAUAAUAAUAAUAAUAAUAAUGCAGAGGCCAAAUGUAGCUAAGCAGUUGGUUUGUAGAAUGAUGUUUUCUUCAGUUUGUUUUCCGGGAGUUAUUUGCUACAUUGUCACUAUUUUUUUAGUUUUUUUGUUGUUGUGAAUGUCUGGCCAUGUUUACAGAAAUGCAAAAAAAUAUACUGUCCGGUGUUCUAUGAAAUCUGUAUAUUUAUAGUUGAUGAUAUUUAUAGGUACUACAGUAUUGGGAUACAGUGCCUUUUGAUCAGUAUUGAAUAGGUUUUGGAUACUUCAAGCACCAUGUGGCUAACCACAUGUUUACGCAGUAAUGGUACUAUCACGAGUGCUUGUUUACAUAUGUAUUGCUUAAAAGGAGAAAGAUGUUCUGCUCUACUCUGCAUCCGAGUGCGUUGUGCGUUUAUACUUUGAAAUAAAUAAAGGUAGUCAAUUUCA